GCUGGGGUGGGGGCAGGCGGGAGCCCAAACAGCAGUUCAGAACAUGCGGUGUCCAGGAGGAAGCUAGAACUGGUGAGUGGUUUCUUCUCUCUAGCUGAGACUUUCUUCCUACUAUACCCCUCUUUCUGUCCAACCUGUAGCCCCCUCCUUGAGGUGUCCAAGUAGUAAUCCUCCAUCCCACAAGGGUCCUUACAGUGAGCCCAUACCUAGGAACAUGCCUGUUCCGCACUGAGACACUUGCGUCUGUCUCUUUGUCUGGGUUCCCAGUUCUUUUUAAAAGACAAUGUGGUGGUUUUGACGUGUGAUAAACUUCUGCAUUGUUGGGUUGUCUUUCUAUUCUUCACUUCUGGCUUAUGAAAAACAAAAUUAAACUAUCUCCUUAUCUUAACCUUGAAAAGAAAUAGCCUCUCCCUUUACAGUUCUCAUUUCCCUUUCUCUCACUUCCUCAGGGGUCAGUCUUCUCCAAAACCUCUCCAUCCUUGGGUCGAGAGGCUUCUCUCCCUUGUGGCUUCUGCAUCUGCUCUCUUAACUCACUAGAUGAGUGUCUUUGGUCUCUCCCAGCUCCUUCUCUUAAGAUGUGUUCUAGAAGCUUCAGCCUCAAGGAGCCUCCUGCAGCUAUGAUCCCUCUCUUGCUGCCCUUUCUGCCUCCCAGUACCCUCAGCUCCACAUGAUGGGCUUGCGUGGGGAAGACGCGCUAGCUCUCUAAACUCUCCCAUGAAGCCGUGUCUUGCUCUAUCCCUAACUGGCAGGACUGCCUGGGUCUAAUGGUGAUCUCUUUGUCUGGAAUGAGAAGAGCCUGGCCUACUCAGAGGUCUUUCUCUGCAGAGGGGAUCAGAGAAGCAGAAGCAUCAGUGUCUGCUCUCUUGUAAGAGAUUGCCAAUUGGCAGAAUCCAUGUAUAUUAGUCUUACACCCACUAUUUGAUAUAGUUAACUGCCAGGUCCUUGCUCUUUAAGUCCUGAAUUUGGUCUAAUUUCCAUUCUCUUGCCACCCCAUCCCCACCCCUGGCCCAUUAUGAUCUGGGAUAAGCUCAGGUCCUUUCUUGGGUUAGUUUAUUAGCUCCAUUCAGGACAGAAAGCUCUGAUCCAGAACGAACAACUCACUCUUUCUCCCCUCACCUCCACAGGCUUGAGAAUAUGCUGUUCCUCUCUCCUCUUUCCACCAUGGAUCUCACACUAUGGCCUUUCUCUCAGAACCUCUGAGACUGGUACCCAAGCAAGGCACAAUGCCUUUGUCCCCAAUAAGACUGCCUAGCCCCUAUGGCUCUGAUCGACUGGUACGGCUAGCAGCCAGGCUCUGGCCAGCAUUAUGUGAUACCCUGAUCACUGUGGGGAGCCAAGAGUUUCCUGCUCACAGCUUGGUGCUGGCAGGUGUGAGCCAGCAGCUGGGCCGCAGGGGCCACUGGGCUCUAGUGAAAGGAAUCAGCCCUUCCACUUUCGCACAGCUUCUGUACUUUGUUUAUGGGGAGAGUAUAGAGCUGCAACUUGGAGAACUGGGGCCCCUUGAGGAGGCUGCCAGGGCCUUGGGGGUGCAGUCCUUAGAAGAGGCAUGCAGGAAGGCUCGGAGAGAUGGGACCAGAAUAGAGCUGAAUCCCGGGCUGAAAGAACAUCAGGAAGAGUCAGAGAAACCCACAAAGAAGUCUAAGAAAAGAGUGGGGGGCCUUGGAGAACAGAAACCAGAGAAGUUUGUUAGAGCUGGUGAGAGAGAACAGGAGACGGUGCAUGAGCACAAGCCACCAAGACAGAGCCCUGAGACGGCAGAGGCAAAGCAGGAGGGCCAGGGGGAGCAGAUGAGAUCAGAAGAGAAACUCAACCAAUGCCCUGUUGGCCAUGCAACAGUAGAUGGGAAGCAAGAAGUGAUCAUGUGGGUGAAAGAUAGUCCAGGGGGCUCUGAGGAAAGUCUGGGGAAGUUCCCUGGCCCCCUUCCCCCACCAGGUACCCUUGAAACCAACAUCACCUCUAGGCCUUGGUGGGCUGAGGCCCCUUGGUUGGGGGAGGGACAGCCUUCCCUGUGGAGCAUCCUGCUGUUGCCGCCUAGAUAUGGCACUCCCUUCUCCCAUAGCACCCCUAUCACUGCAGCCUGGCAAGAGGUCUGGCCUCGGGACCAGAGGAUCCCACUGUCCCUGAACCUCCACAAAGGGCUUUGGAGCCAGAACCAGUUGGCCUCCUCCAGCCCUACCCAAGGUCCCCUCCCCCAGGGCCCCACACAACUCAGCCCUGGGGAGAUAGAAAAGACUGAUCAGAGGCACACAGGUGCACUUGCAACCUGUGUGGGUCAUGUGGGCACAGCAGGCCACCCAUCACACCACCGACCCCUUGCCCCUCCUGCUCGGUCUCGGCCUUAUUCUUGUUCUGUCUGUGGAAAGAGGUUUUCACUCAAGCAUCAGAUGGAGACACACUACCGAGUCCACACAGGAGAGAAGCCCUUCUCCUGUAGCCUCUGUCCUCAGCGUUCCCGGGACUUCUCUGCCAUGACCAAGCACCUGCGGACACACGGGGCCGCACCCUACCGCUGCCCUCUGUGCAGAGCCGGGUGCCCUAGCCUGGCCUCCAUGCAGGCGCACAUGCGCGGCCACUCGCCCAGCCAGCUCCCACCCGGAUGGACCAUUCGCUCCACCUUCCUAUACUCUUCCACCUCCUCCUCCUCCUCCAGACCAUCCCCGGCCUCGACCUCUCCCUGUAGGCCCCCUUCCUCCUCCACCUGACGAGAUGUCUGUAGCUUCUUUGGCUUCAGCCAAAGAAUGAAAGAAUGAAAGACGGGCAAGCAGGCUGGCUAGGCUUCGGACCCGUCACUGGGGCUUCGGAUGCAUAACAAAUUCGGCUCUAAGAAGCGCCGCAGGAGGGGCGCCGAGAGCCUCUCCCCCAGAUGACCACGGGCCGCAGAAGCCUGGGCCAGCGAUACCGUGUGGGGUGAAGGCAGUGAAGUUUGCAUAAGUGAAGGUUAACCGUGCGGGGGCUGUUGAUUUCAUCACCAAAAUAAAGCGUUUCCUGUGCCUUCCUCAGGACAAGCCGAGUCCAGACUUUGGUCUGUGCGUGGGGACCGGGGAGGCCGCAGCCUUGCCUCUAGUCCUGUAGCGGCCCCUGGUGGCCGUGCGUCCGUUGUUUGGCGCGGCAGCCACCUCCUCCAUCACCUGGGGUUCCCUGUCCUCCCCCGAGGGCAGCGGGCCGCGAGGGCUCGGUGUCCAAGCAAACUUAGCAGCAAGCCCUGUGGCGAGACUGUAAGAACCCAAGUUACUGCCCCUUCCACAGCAAGCAAAGGCGCGCGGCGUCUGAGUUUGGGAUUCCUGGCCCGAGGCUGGAAAAGAACGCGUGUUCCGCCCAGCUUUUGGCCACUCGCCUCCUCUCCUUGAGCACAAGGACUGCAGGGCCGUGGCUUCCGUGGCAUCUUUCCUCCACACUGCGCGUAAUAGCGAGAGGUCUGACUGUACCUCGAACUAAGACUAACCGUCGGCCACCGCCCCUUCCCCAGCCCACGCCUCCUGCAGUUGCGAACUUCGUUUCCCAGUGCCUUGGGGGGGCUCUCAGGAUCCGAAGCCCCAUGCACCUUGGGAGUAGUAGUUCAUCCGAGCCGGUGGCCUACACAAGACUGACGGGAGGAGUCUGGGGGCGAGAACCACACCUUCCGGCGGCCCGAGAGUUAGCUUGCUUUCUGGGUGAGACCUCACUCUCCCACUCCCGGCGGAAGGAGCGAGGCGCCUGGACUACAUUUCCCUGAGGCCCCUGCGCCUCACCCCUCUCCCGCCGCGACGCGGGCACUGUGCUCUUCAGGCGCGA
Molecule: messenger RNA, 3771 nt
Organism: Pteropus alecto (black flying fox)
Lineage: Eukaryota; Metazoa; Chordata; Mammalia; Chiroptera; Pteropodidae
Gene: ZBTB32
Product: zinc finger and BTB domain containing 32
Exons: 5
Coding region: 1176-2702 (508 amino acids)
Biological process (GO): regulation of transcription by RNA polymerase II
Cellular component (GO): nucleus
Molecular function (GO): protein binding; RNA polymerase II cis-regulatory region sequence-specific DNA binding; DNA-binding transcription factor activity, RNA polymerase II-specific
Source: RefSeq, a predicted model, not a curated record